AUUGCGUCUGCCCAUCCCGCACGAAACGUCAUCCCCAAGCACGCAGAGAGCGCCGAGAUCCGCCCAAACCUAGCGCCGCCGCGGCUCCUCACCCACGCGGCCGCCGCCGUGUUCGCGUCGGCAGAGCACGAGGCGCACGGCCUUCCUCGCAUACUCUCGGUACGCGCUGUCCGCCUCGGCUCAUCCUGGACUAGAUGGCUGGAUAUAUGUCACGAGGACCCCCAAAUGGCUCUAUUUAUGUAUGCAAUCUGCCUCCUGGAACUGAUGAGACCAUGUUGGCUGAAUAUUUUGGCACCAUAGGGUUGCUAAAGAAGGACAAAAGGACUGGCCAUCCAAAGAUUUGGAUAUACAGGGACAAAGUUACAAAUGAACCAAAGGGUGAUGCAACAGUCACAUUUGAAGAUCCCCAUGCUGCUUCAGCUGCUGUGGAAUGGUUCAAUAAUAAGGAUUUCCAUGGAAGCAUCAUCCAGGUUCACAUAGCUGAGUCAAAAAACAAAGAUACAGUUGAUAACUUCACCAAUGUGAGCGUCGAUGCUGAGAUUGUUGGACAAGAUGAAUUGGAUAACGGAUCAGGCAGAGGUAGAGGGCGUGGUGAUGGUCCAGCAAAAGCUUGGCAGCAAGAUGGAGAUUGGAUGUGUCCAAAUACAAGCUGUGGCAAUGUAAACUUUGCCUUCCGUGGUGUUUGUAAUCGUUGUGGAGCCUCUCGCCCUGCUGGUGUUAGUGGAUCUGGUGGUGGUGGUGGUGGUAGGGGUAGAGGUCGUGGUAGUGAUGAUGCAAGAGGCAGUCGUGCUGCUGCUGCUGUUGGUGGUCCCCCUGGGCUGUUUGGUCCUAAUGAUUGGCCAUGUACGAUGUGUGGCAAUGUAAACUGGGCAAAGCGAACCAAAUGUAAUGUCUGUAACACCUCUAGGCCAGGUCACAAUGAAGGUGGUGUGAGAGGUGGCCGGGGUGGCGGCUUUAAGGAACUUGAUGAAGAAGAACUAGAAGAAGUACGGAGGCGCCGGAAAGAAGCUGAGGAGGAUGAUGGAGAAAUGUAUGAUGAAUUUGGUAACCUCAAAAAGAAGUUCCGUGCUAAAUCACAUCAAACUGAGAGUACACCAGCUCUUCCUGGGUCUGGACGUGCUGGAUGGGAAGUCGAGCACCGUGGUUCCACUGAGAGAGAAGGCCGAGAGAGGAGCAGAGAUCGGGGCAGGGACGACUACGAUGAAAGGGAAAGCAGGAACAGAGACAGAGGUUCUCAUGGAAGAGAGCGGCGCCGUAGCCGAAGCAGGAGCAGAGACCGCGAGAAGGAAAGGGGGAGGGACAGGGGUAGAGACCGUGGCAGCGAGAGAAGCUGGGAGCGCGGCACCGAGCGUGAACGUGAUCGCUACAGAUGAUAUGUCAGGAGUUUUCUCGUGUUUGCUCGCCACUUUUCAGUUUUCUGAAUCUUUUCUUAUGCUGUUGGAGAGCUGUGGUGUAUCACAUUGCCAUUAGACAUGCUUAAUUAUUAUUUAUAUUUGGGUUUUGGGUUCCCAA
This is a messenger RNA of Triticum urartu, 1512 nucleotides long. RefSeq names its product TBP-associated factor 15 (gene TAF15). Lineage: Eukaryota; Viridiplantae; Streptophyta; Magnoliopsida; Poales; Poaceae. Gene Ontology annotation, molecular function: RNA binding. The record is from RefSeq and is a predicted model, not a curated record.